Pneumocystis murina B123 is the source of this 2136-nucleotide messenger RNA. RefSeq lists its product as hypothetical. Gene Ontology annotation, cellular component: nuclear origin of replication recognition complex. Gene Ontology annotation, biological process: mitotic DNA replication checkpoint signaling; DNA replication initiation. The transcript is spliced from 7 exons. The coding region runs from base 1 to 2136 and encodes 711 amino acids. The record is from RefSeq and is a predicted model, not a curated record. Gene Ontology annotation, molecular function: ATP binding; DNA replication origin binding; chromatin binding. NCBI's taxonomy places the organism in Eukaryota, Fungi, Ascomycota, Pneumocystomycetes, Pneumocystales, Pneumocystaceae.
AUGCCUUUAAAGAAAUCAAUUAUAAAACCUUAUGAGAACGAUUUUGAAUGGAUUGGAAAGGGUAUUGAAUCAAGUGAAGGAAUUUUUUUUUAUAAAGCAGUUUGUUGUGAAAAGGAAACAUUUUACAUAGGGGAUUGUAUCUUAGUACGUAGUAAUAGUGGCAAAGGAUCAUGGGCAGCAAUGAUCACAUGUUUUUAUGAAACGAAAUUAGGUGAAAAAAUGGCAGAUUUAUUGUGGUUUGAACGAAGUACUCAUAUACGACGAGAAAAACAACGACAUCCUAUAUGUCAUAGUGAAUUAUUUAUUUGUGGAACUAAGGAUUCUAAUGAACUUUCUGUUUUUCAAAGAAAAAUUCAAGUUAUUUCAUAUGAUGCUUUUAUUAAAAGAUAUCCAAAAGGAUUGACAAGGUAUAUGAAUGAUUACGAUAAAGUAUUUUAUUGCAGAAGUGGUUUUCAUUCAAGAAAAGAGAUUUACCUGGACUUCAUUGAUUGGGAUCAAUUUUAUCGUCAUCAAGAGACUGAUUUUGAUGCUUUAAUUGCAUGGGUAAACACUACUUGUAUACAGGCAUGUUCUGUACAAAAACAUUCAAAACAUAUAGAAGUGGAUGAGUCUGGAGCAGAUGAAUUAGUAAAAGAAGAAACAGUCAGUGAAAAUGAUGUUGAAAAUAGUGACAUUGAGGACAUUUAUAUGCCAGUGGAAUCAGAUGAAAGUUCAGAUAUUAUAAAUACGGAAGACGACGAAUCUAUUAAUAAUACUUUUUCAAACAAAACACCACAUAAACGUGGUAAAAGUACACCGAAACUAGUAACACCUGUAUCAGGACGUCGUAUGACAUCAGGUAAACGACGAUGCUAUAAAAAACAUCUGGAAAUGACGCCUUUACCGUUAAGAUAUCUUUUUUAUGACAAAUCUCAGCUUUCUCCUUAUCAAAGUGCAAGAUCAAGACUUCAUGUGUCAACUGUUCCUAUGUCAUUACCAUGUAGAGAGCGAGAAUUUUCUUUAAUCUAUUCUCAAGUACUAAAUGCACUUGAAGCAGGACAUGGUGAGUGUAUUUAUAUAAGUGGUCCUCCAGGAACAGGUAAAACGGUAACAAUUAAAGAAGUAGUGCGAUGUCUAUUUCAAAAAGUCGAUGAAGGCGAAAUAGAUGAUUUUAAAUAUGUUGAAAUUAAUGGUAUGAGAAUGAUUGAUCCAAAUCAUGCAUAUACAUUAUUAUGGGAAGCUUUGACAGAAGAAAGAGUUACUUCAAGACAUGCGUUGAUGCUUUUGGAAAAGCGAUUUUCUCAACCAAGUCCUAAUAGAGUCCCAUGUGUUGUAAUGAUUGAUGAACUGGAUCAAUUGGUGACAAAGGAUCAAAAAUUAAUGUAUAAUUUUUUCAAUUGGCCUGCUUUACAAUAUUCUCGCUUGAUUGUUAUUUCAAUUGCAAAUACAAUGGAUUUACCUGAACGUAUGUUAACUAAUAAAAUAUCUAGUAGACUAGGAUUAACACGUAUUGGCUUCUCAGGAUAUACAUUUGACCAACUACAAGUCAUUAUAAGGACAAGGUUACAGGGAAUUCCAGGUCAUUUAAUGGAUCAGGAUGCUAUCGAAUUAGCUAGUCGGAAAGUAAGCGCAAUAAGUGGUGAUGCUCGAAGAGCUUUGGAUAUUUGCCGUCGUGCUGUUGAGAUUGCAGAAAUAUCUGUUACUACAAAUGAAAAAUCUUCCCUAAUAAAUCAAGAUCAAAUAUAUCAUGGAAAAAUAACAAUGAAGACAAUUCAAAGAGCAAUUUCUGAACUAUCUGCUUCUCCUGUUCAGACUUAUUUGCGAACAAUUCCUUUGGCAUAUAAAGUAUUUUUAAUAUCUUUGAUGUUAAAAAUGAAACGAUCUGGUCUUUCUACUCAUAAACUUGGAGAAAUUAUAGAUAUCUGUCUUCGAAUGUGUAAAACCACUGAAAAACUUUGUCUUCAAGAGUUUUAUCGUUUAUCAAUAGAUAUAGAUCUUAAUCUUAUAAAUUCUGCUUUCGCUUUAGCUGAAGCUGGAAUUAUUUUUUUUAAUACAAAUGGAGGUAAAAGACAAGCACAUGUUCAAUUGAAAAUAGCUCCUCAAGAUGUUCAAAUGGCUUUACAAGAUGAUAUAGACUUUAGAGGUAUUCUAACAUAA